AUGAAAGAUAAAAAAAUUCUUAUAGUGGGUCAAUCUGGUGUAGGGAAAUCGACUAUUAUUAACACCCUGGUCAAUUAUUUUCGUGAUGGUAGUCUUGAUAACAUAAAAGUUGCCAUCCCGACAGAGCAUUAUAAAGAUGUUACUGAAAAAGACCUUUCUCAUGACCAUUCCGAAGAAAAAGCGUCUAAACAGUCUGUUAGUCAGACAACUGAAUGUUUUGACUAUAAAUUAUACUCAAGUGCAAAUGGAUGCAACUAUAUAUUUAUAGAUACGCCAGGCUUGGGUGAUACACGAGGCAGAGACCAAGAUAAUAAAAAUAUCGAAAAAAUAAUUGACCGCGCGUCUUCCCAUGAUUAUUUAGAUACUGUUCUAUUUAUAGUUAACGGAGUGGAACCAAGGUUUCCUGAAACAGUUGCUAGCGCAUUUAAACGAUUAGCCAGUUAUUUACCGGAUAAUAUUAUGAAAGAAAAUGUAAUACUUAUUCUAUCCAAAUCGUCAGAAUUAUCAGCCCAUUUUCCAGUAGAUGAAUUCAAGUUAAGGGUAGCAAUACCAAAGGAAGUGUUAUAUAUGGAUAAUACCUUUUUCUGCAAGAGUCCUGACGAUUGGCACCAAAAUAUCAAGAUGGAACGUCAAAUAAAGAAUGAUUGGGAGGAUUCAAUGGAGACAAUUGAAAAAAUUUUAAAAAUGACUAGCGAAAUGAAUUACAAAUCAACUGAAGAUUUCAAAAAAAUAGAAAAUACUCGUGACAAAAUUGGUUCUGAAAUAAGCGAAAAUAUGAUAAUAAUUAGUACCUACUAUAACUUGAGAAGUAAACUUAUCGAACAAAAAAAAUCCGUGAAUUAUGAAAUAGAGAUAACAUACACUGAGACUACGAAAACUCCCUAUAGAAACAUUAUUUGUGAUGGUUGUAAGAAAACUUGUUAUGAAAAAACAGUGUUUGUGUUCGCCAAUGUCAUACCUGGGACGGAUUGUGACAAAUGUGGAUGUGGUUAUUCCAGACACCAUAAACAUUAUUAUACUGUCCAAAAAUGCAAAAAAAACGUUGAAAACGUAUUAAAAAAUAUUACAGAAAAAAGACGUAUAGAUGAGAAAAUAAGUGAUCUAGACAAAAUCAGAGAUCUUACUGAAGAAACAUUUAAUUGUAUUAGAAAAAAUUCUCUCGAUUUAAAACGUAUAUGUGGCAAAUUUGAUUUUAUUGGUGAGUUAUCAAAUAGUAUAGAAGAAAUGAAGAAGAUUCCAAGUGAGAUUUCGGACAGUGAUUUAAGGAAAAAUGCUAGAUUAAAAAUUGAUGACUUGAUUGAAUUUUUUGAACAGUUAAGUCCUCCUCCUGAGAAUUCUAAUAAUAGUGGAGGACUUCGGGAAAUGCCCGAGAAGUUACUAUGA
Messenger RNA from Acaulospora morrowiae, 1383 nucleotides. The record is from the annotation of a GenBank genome assembly. Lineage: Eukaryota; Fungi; Glomeromycota; Glomeromycetes; Diversisporales; Acaulosporaceae.